Molecule: messenger RNA, 1668 nt
Organism: Naegleria lovaniensis
Lineage: Eukaryota; Heterolobosea; Eutetramitea; Acrasida; Naegleriidae
Exons: 1
Coding region: 1-1668 (555 amino acids)
Source: RefSeq, a predicted model, not a curated record
AUGCUCAAAAUGAACAAGAGAAAAAGAUUGGACUCGGAAGAAGAACUAAUCGGAUACGACUCUUCUGUUUCUUUGGAGAGCGAUCAAGAUCACGGUGAUGACUCUGAUGAUGAUUCUGGUUAUGACUCCGGAGAUGCCUCUCACGGUUAUGACUCUGAUGAUACCUCUGACGGUGUUGAAUUAAAUUAUGAUAAUUCAGAGGCUUCUGAUAGCGAUGAUGAAGUUGUAGAAGAAUUAUCUCCCAAAAACGGACACUCCUACAUCUACAAAUCCACCCUCUUCACAGCAAUGGACUAUAUCGUGCAGAAUAAUCUGCAACCUCUCGGGUUCAAGAUGAUUGGACUACAAGUCCAUUAUCUAUUUGCCAUUACCCGAGAGGAGUCCUCUUUUGUGUACGCAAAAAGUAAACUACCAGUGUACACACCAAGUUACUUCUACGUUUGGAUACAGGCUGGCCUUAUUCGCAACAGACAAGGCAAAUACGAGAAAUAUUAUCGAAAUGUAAUGGUAAAUUUUCGUAAAAAAAACCUACAUUUUGCCGAGGAUGGUUUGUUCAUAAAAAAGGAGUUUCGUAGUGAAAUAACUAAAAGAGACAAACAAUUAGGCUUGUUACAUAUUAUCAAUGACGACCAAGAAGGGUCAUCAAGAGAUAAAAGCAAUAUUAAUCGUAAAAUAGCAAGCAAAAGAAAAAGUUACCAGUCACAGUUUGAACAUGCAUACACACCAUCUAAUGGUGUUCUUGUUGAUGACACAACAAAUUUAGUUGAAACAUGGAAGGCACAAUUCCAAAGAGAGUUCGACUCUUCUAUGUUAUUGUAUCAUUUUGAAGACGAUGGCGGUCCAGCCUCUCUAAAAGAAGAAGACAAACAGAAGAAGACAAAUACAGUCUCUAAUAAGAUGACUUCUAAUAAUGUUGCGAGAUUAUAUAUUAUAGAACACAUUAAUGGAUGGAUAAAGGACCCUGCCAAUGUACGAGCAAAGAAUUCUUUAAAACUGGACAUAAACAGCAAAACCGGACUUGUGUCCAUGGAAUGGUUUAGAUCUAUGUAUACUCAGAUUGAUGCUCUUUGUGAAUACAUAACCACCACAGGAAAGAAUGUGAAUAAGAGAUCAGAAGAAUCAAAAGAAGCAAGGAAAGAACGGUUCCUUUCUGGCUUGUCCAUUUUCCUCAAUUAUACCAUGUUUGUUCAAAGGAUUAUUUACAAAUCCAAAGAGUUUUUCAAUUAUUUCUUGAAUAUUAAUGCUCUUAAAAGCUUUCUAUCAGCUUUAUCAAGCGAAGAGGAGCUACAAUACGUCUCUCCUAACACAAGGAGACGAAAGAUUGAGGUUUUAGCCACUUCUCUAAAUUAUUUGUUGAACAAUGUUACAGUUUCCCAUGAGAUCACCUUUAGAGGGAAAGUACAGUCGGCAAAGAUUCUUGUUGAUAGAGUUUACAGUGAAACAAACAAAGAACGUGAAUCAUGGUUAAGAAAAACGCAUGCUAUGUCCCAUUUAUCAAACUUUGGAAAAUAUAUGAGUGCUGAAAUGUUUUGGCAGACAGUCAAGAGAUCAUAUCAUAUUUGUUUGGCAUGGGUAAAUAUGUUUUACUUUUCCAACCAAGACAAGAAAGAAGAAAUUAUCCAGAAAUAUUGGGGUUUGGAAAGAGGCAUUCCGCGAUUUUCUCAAUAA